UUUUUUUUUUUUUUCACUCAAUCGGUAUCGAACAAGCUGCAUCGAUUAGCCUUUCGCUAUUUGCCGUCUGAGAGCUUCCAACGAUAUCAAUUGACAAGAUAUAUUGUCUUCACUGUCCUAACCUAACCCGCAGGACACUAGUUCUCAACCGAGAUCAAUCAUAAUCGGUAGUGAACAGUCUUCUAUACCGUGCACGGUAUUCCAUGAUUAAGGCACUACUGGCCACAUACCGGACUUGCUAACGGAACGGAUUGGGUAAAGAUGUCGAUCAACUGGGUGAUGCUACAUGAGCAUGAAGGCUUUGUCCGUCUUCCUCAUGAGCAUUUGAUAUAUACGUCCCCACCUCGCACUUGCCUUUCUUUGAAACCACUCGACUCAUAUAAAGGCAAGGAUGCCAUAUCAUUCCAAAGUGAUUCGGGCCGAAUUUAUCUUACAAAUCAUCGGGUCGUAUAUAUACCAGCCAAGAAGUCUAAUGACUUCCAAUCAUUCUCUGCACCUCUUCUUCACAUGCAUGAUACUCAUGUAUCAGCCCCACUUUUUGGUGCAAAUGUGUGGCAGUCUCUUGUCCAGCCAGUACCUGGUGGAGGUAUACCCUCAUCACUGCCAGCGGCACAGUUGAAGGUGACUUUCAAGGAGGGAGGAGCGUUUGAUUAUCACAACAAAUUCGAAGAGAUCAAAGAACGCCUACGAGUGGCCCAUGAGAACACUCGACAAAGCAGCCGAGGGGUUGGGAAUGUUGAUAUGUCUACUGUUCAUCUGGACCAAUUGCCCGCUUACUCCGGCCCCGUUCAUGAUUCGACUGGCUCCAACCGUGACAAUCAACAUCCUCCAUCAAACUCCCAAGAUAGCCAUGCUACUUCAGAGUCGUGCCCCAUGGGACCGCCGCCAGGCUAUGAAGAAGUUCAGCAGCAGAGUAUCGCCGAUGAGCUCGAAGAAAGGUUACGUCGUGCCAGCUGAGAAAGCAUAUUAUUGCCUGGACCUAAUUAGACACAUUCUUCGUACCUCGACAUAUCUCAUCUCUCUUUUUUUCUCUUUCCAUGGUUCUUAAUGACUAUAAACAAUCCGUUCUUGUAUAGUACAUCUAUUACUUACUAUAGCUAAAGGGUCGAUCUAGUACCUAGCGCGUUUAAACACCAUCAGCUUUUCUGGCUUUUUCUUUUCUUUUAUUUUUUCCUAAAUAGGAUCAUAGAGCCUAUUCUUAAGAUAUAUAUUAUUGAAUAUACCAUUCUAGUCAUUCCUAGCAGCUGGGAAGGCUCAGUAUCAGAUUGUUAUUUCUUAAAAAAUAGGAUUACUACAUUGGUCAAUCCCCUACCGAAGCGUCGGCCAAUCACGUGUGCGAUAAUUGAACAUUCGCCGGCGGCCGGACUGUUCCGAUUUUCCUGGACGGCAGAGCCAAA
Aspergillus pseudotamarii is the source of this 1397-nucleotide messenger RNA. RefSeq lists its product as uncharacterized. NCBI's taxonomy places the organism in Eukaryota, Fungi, Ascomycota, Eurotiomycetes, Eurotiales, Aspergillaceae. Gene Ontology annotation, cellular component: nucleus. Bases 262 to 957 code for a protein of 231 amino acids. The transcript has 3 exons. Gene Ontology annotation, biological process: positive regulation of DNA-templated transcription. Gene Ontology annotation, molecular function: chromatin DNA binding; transcription coactivator activity. The record is from RefSeq and is a predicted model, not a curated record.